GAGUUUAGUCCCUACUUCUAACUCAGUCCUCUGAAAUUUGUGCCUUGUCGGGUCCUCUGCAUCUGGUCCUGACCCGGGCCUGAUCAGGCUCCUGGUCUAACCACGUCGUCGCUAGAGAAAAGGCGAGUCUCCCCACCGAUGACUGGAGGCCGCAGCCACUUCCCUGCCCGCAUUCCUCCCAGUCCUCCACCUCCCGCCGCCUCGGGCGCCCGAAGGCGCCAGCCCCCGCGUCCUUUUAGCCGGAAGUGGAAGUGUGCUUCUUUGGGAUCAUGGCGUCUGUGAUCGACCUGCCGGACUCUGUCCUGUUGGAGAUUUUCUCUUACCUCCCGGUCCGAGACCGGAUCCGCAUCUCCAGGGUCUGUCAUCGCUGGAAGAGGCUGGUGGACGACCAAUGGCUGUGGCGACACGUCGAUCUGACGCUCUACACGAUGCGGCCUAAAAUCAUGUGGCAUCUCCUUCGUCGGUACAUGGCAUCUCGGCUCCAUUCCCUGCGGAUGGGCGGGUACCUGUUCUCUGGCUCCCAGGCCCCUCAGCUGUCCCCUGCCCUGAUGAGGGCCCUAGGUCAGAAGUGCCCCAACCUGAAGCGCCUCUGCCUGCACGUGGCCGACCUGACCAUGGUGCCCAUCACCAGUCUGCCCUGUACCCUGAGGACCCUGGAGCUGCACAGUUGUGAGAUCUCCAUGGCUUGGCUCCUCAAGGAGCAGGACCCCACAGUCCUGCCCCUGCUUGAGUGCAUCGUGCUAGACCGUGUCCCCGCCUUCCGCGAUGAGCAUCUACAGGGCCUGACGCGCUUCCGUGCCCUGCGCUCGCUGGUGCUUGGUGGCACCUACCGCGUGACCGAAACAGGGCUGGAUGCAAGCUUGCAGGAGAUGAGCUACUUGCAGAGGCUGGAGGUGCUAGGCUGCACCCUCUCGGCCGACGGCACCCUCCUGGCCAUCAGCCGCCACCUCCGAGAUAUACGCAAGAUCCGGCUGACCGUGAGGGGUCUUUCUGCCCCUGGCCUGUCAGUCUUGGAGGGAAUGCCGGCCCUGGAGAGUCUGUGCCUGCUGGGCCCACUCAUCACCCCAGAAAUGCCCUCCCCAGCUGAAAUCCUCUCCUCGUGCCUCACUAUGCCCAAGCUCAGGGUCCUUGAGCUGCAGGGGUUAGGGUGGGAGGGCCAGGAGGCUGAGAGGAUCCUGUGUAAGGGGCUGCCCCAUUGUAUGGUCAUCGUCAGGGCCUGCCCCAAAGAGUCCAUGGACUGGUGGAUGUGACGGCACAGCCUGCUCCUUGGACUCAGGGUUCCUGCCCAUCCUAGCUUUCACUGUGGUUCUGAGCGGCAUCUUGAAGAGGGCAGGACAUCAGGCUGAGACUCAGGCGAGUGAAGGCUCCAUGGCACCAUAGAGAGAACUGAGGCGUUGGGGCCUGCAGCCUUUCGGAAUCCUGACUUUGUGUUUGCCAGCUGUGUGGGCUCCGUCACAUCAGCCAACCUCCCUGAGGCCCAGUUCCCACAUCUGGAAAUGGGGCCAACCAUAGCUACCUCAUGGUGAUAUUGCAAAGCCUUACUCUUUAACAGCCUCUAGCCAGAAGGUCUUCGAUGAAGGAUGUUCUCAGGGUUGUCCUCAGGAACACAACAGAUGCAGAAGGGUAGGGGUAAGAGUUUGGGGGCUCUGAGGGGCCCGGCCUCCUUAGGAGGCCUGGAAAGACCAUAUGUGCCUGUGCACACCCACAUGUUCACACACCAUUUAUGUACCUACAUGCAUGGGAGAGACCCAGGGACAAAGGGCAACUGAGACUUGCAGUUUGAUUUUCAGUUGCAUUUUCUAUGCUGUAUUUUGCAGAUUUUCCCACAACAUAUAUUAUUUUGCUAUUAAAUAAAAAUAAUCAUUUUUUCCAAAAUAGUGUUUAGUUUAUUCAUUCCGCAAAAGUUUGUUGAGUACUUGCUAUUGUUCCCACACUGCUGUAGGCACUAGGGGUCACAGCGGUGAUCAGAGCAGACAAGACCUGGCUCUGAGGAGAAGAGGGUACUAAACAGGCAAAGAAAUUAUCCAUGGAACAAUUUCAGAGACUAUAAGACUAUAAACCAGGGUCGCAUGAUAGAGUUAGAGUGGUCGGGGCAGGUGUCGUGGAGCUGAGCCCUGAGAAGUGAAGAGGAACCAGCCUGGGAAACAACUGGAGGAGGAUAGAAAAGGACCCUGAGGUGGGGAACGAGCUUGGCAUUUUCUGGGAGCAGGAAGAAAGUCCACGUGGCAGAGUGAGCAAGGGGAAAGCAGUAGAAGGUAAGAGCAGAGAAAGAAUGGGGCAAGUUCAGGCAGGGCCUCAGAGGGCUCAGGGGCUUUUGCCUUUGGAGUCUGAACCACUUGAAAGAUGCAGGUGUCAGAUAAUGAUCAUGAAUGUUAGUUCUGAACUGAGCUAGGUAGGAGGGUGGGCUCCCCCUGCCGGAGGAAGGCCAGUGUGCCCCCUCUGUGGCAGGCAGAGCCAGGAGAGAGAAAAGAGGUGAGCUGGGUGAGCUUGGUCUUAUUCCCAGCUCACCCAUCACGGAGGAGCUGAGACAGUCUUUGCUAACCCUCUGGAAAGUGGAGUAGAAACCCUUCCUUUCUCAGGGUUGUCCUCAGGAACAUAUGGUGUGAGUGCUCUCUGAUAUGGGCGUGGUUUGGGUCCAAUGGUCUGGUGCUGUAACCAAACCUAGCAGCUCCAGCCCAGGGCACCUGGGGGACUGGGUUGAUCCAGGCUGACCAUGGGGAUUGAAGAAAUUCAGGGCUGGUGGUGCAGUGGUUAAGCAUUUGGCUACUAACCAAAAGGUUGGCAGUUCGAAUCCAACAACCACUCCUUGGAAACUCUAUGGGGCAGUUGUACUCUGUCCUAUAGGGUUGCUAUGAGUUAGAACAGACUCAAUGACAAUGGGUUGGUUUUUUUGGGGCGGGGGCAGGGAGGAAAAUGAAGUCUGUUAUGCUGGUGGAGGGUGACCGGAAAUCUGAGGCCUGUUGAGUAUGAUGGAGGGGUCAACUCCAGCCUUGUGCUGGGCUCUGAUGGUGGUCCUGGAGGUGGGCUGCUGAAGCCCCUCCUGGAACAACUCCAGGGAAAAAUAAGCUUGCUUUUUUUCUUCCUGCCUUUCCAGUGGGAAUGCAGCAGCAGAGGUUAAGUUAGAGGCAGUAGCGUACACAUAAAUGCUUGAGAGCCAGUUCAGCAUUUGCCAAUUUCUGUGGUGUCAACACUCCCAUUACAGCUGGUUUCAGGCUACCAACCGUUCAACGAUCCACUUGCAGAAUUCUUGAAAAUUUAGCACUUGGCUCGCACAAGCUGGCACGAGCCGACUGCAGCACACCACUGGUUAGAGUGUCUUCAUCCCAGGCUCACCCUUGUGGGGGACUCACUGUGCCUCAGUGACACGUUCCCUGGGCCUUGCCCUAAGGGGUGUGGAGUUAUGUCUGGAACAUUUGGCGGAGCUCUUCUGCUCUUGUGAUUCCUACCUCUUUCACCCCCAACCAUUGCCUUCUCCCAGAGAAGGGAUGGAGGCUUCAGGACUGCCCUCUGAUGAAAAUGAAGGAUAAUCAUAAUAGCUGACAUUCACUAAGUGUUUACCAUGUGUCAGAUACUGUGCUCAGUCCUUCAUGCACAAAAUCCUAGCAGCCCAGUGAGGGGAGUCCAGAUGAGGAAACUGAGGCACAAAGAAGAUAAGUUGCCCCCAAUCACAUAGCUAGUAAAGUAACAGCCUGGGUAACCCUAUUCCACAAUCCUAACCAUCAUGGUAAGUUACCUUGCUGACAUGUAACAGUGCGUAGAAGGAUGGCCCAAUAACUGCCCCAGCGGGCCAAAGACUAGAUGUAGACCUAUUUCUUACAACUUUGUUAAGGUAUAGGUCCUUAGGUGGCACAAACAGUUUGCACUUGACUGCUAACCUAAAGGUUGGCAGUUCAAACCCACCCAGCGGUACUGGGGAAGAUAGGCCUGGCGAUCUGCUUCUGUUAAGAUUAAAGCCAAGAAAACCCGGUGAAGCAGUUCUACCCUGACACACACGGAGUCAAGAGGAGUCAGAGUUGACUCAAUGGCAACUAGUUAGUAAUUCGUGAGCCAGAACUGCCCAGCCAAACUGCUCCUGGAUUCCUGACUCACAGAAACCAGGACCGUUGUUUUAAGCCACUGUUAAAAAAAGUAAUCUAAGCACAAAGGAAUUCAAACAUGGGGUUUGUUUGAGCAGUUAUUCUAUAUGCUUUUAAGGAGACCAUUAUGAUUCUAAAAAAAACAAAUGGCUUCAUGUAGGCUGGUUACAAUGAAGCUCAUAAAAAGAAGAGGAAGAAUAGAAAAUCAUUCCUUGGCUAAUCUUAAUGUAAAUAACUGAACCUUGAUCCCACUUACUGACUGAGAUCAGCUGACUUUUGGUUGCUAGGUGGUCUCCGGCCUGGGGGGCAAGGGCAUUCAUUUGCUCAGAUCUUUAGGUGUAGUCCAGAGGUUUUAAAAUGAUAACCAACAAAUAAAUAAAUAAACCAAACCCGUUAUGGCUGAGUUGAUUGCAACUCAUAGUGACCAUAUAGGACAGAGUACAACUGCCCCAUAGGGUUUCCAAGGCUGUAAGCUUUCCGGGGAAACCCU
This is a messenger RNA of Loxodonta africana (African savanna elephant), 4566 nucleotides long. It is a transcript of the gene FBXL12, whose product is annotated as F-box and leucine rich repeat protein 12. The record is from RefSeq and is a predicted model, not a curated record. The transcript has 3 exons. Gene Ontology annotation, molecular function: protein binding. Gene Ontology annotation, biological process: SCF-dependent proteasomal ubiquitin-dependent protein catabolic process. The coding region runs from base 270 to 1250 and encodes 326 amino acids. Gene Ontology annotation, cellular component: SCF ubiquitin ligase complex. Lineage: Eukaryota; Metazoa; Chordata; Mammalia; Proboscidea; Elephantidae.